AUGGAAAUUCUGAAAGCUGAAAUUGAACGUAAAAGGAAGCAGUUGCAAGAAGUUGAGAACGCCCCUGAAUGUGAAGCACAAGGCGGAAGCCAGGCGGAUGAGUUGACGCAUACUGAGCCGGAGCUAACUUUGCCACGAUCAGAAGUGAUUAAAAGGUUGAGAAGUCGAAGUCAACCGAUAACGCUGUUUGGUGAAACGGAGCAGGAAUCUCAGGCUCGGCUGCGCAGACUUGAGAUCGAACAGCCUGACAUGAAAGAAGGAUGGAAGAACGACUUCCAGACAGCAAUGAAGGAGGUGGACCAUGAGCUGAUCGAAGAAGUAAUCAAAGGGGGCGAAAGCAGUACUGGCAAGCAUGAUGUGGAUAUGUCAGGCACAACAGAAGACGCGAGCUGGGAGAGGAUUGAGGCCAAUGCAAAGCUACUGGGUGAGGAGGAAUGCCCGAGCAGGGAUUGUGAUAUAAUACACGAGUUCUUC
This is a messenger RNA of Gongylonema pulchrum, 474 nucleotides long. The record is from the annotation of a GenBank genome assembly. NCBI's taxonomy places the organism in Eukaryota, Metazoa, Nematoda, Chromadorea, Rhabditida, Gongylonematidae.